AUGAGCAAUCAUUCCGGAACAAUUCACACGGUUCGCUUCUCGCCGAAUGGGAAAUACUUAGCUUCUGGGGCGGACGAUAAGAUUGUGUGUGUGUACACUCAAGAAGCGAAUGCCACCGCCCAUGCGACUUUCGUCUCGGUAGGACUGGAUUCUAAAGUCGUAGUGUGGUCAGGCCAUACUUUUGAGAAACUAAAGACGCUCCUCAACCACCAGAGCCACGUCAAAGGAAUCACCUUUGACCCCGCAAAUAAAUACUUUGCUACAGCCAGUGAUGACCGUACCGUUCGGAUCUUCCGUUUCAAUUCCCCCUUACCCAAUUCCACUGCCCACGACCAGACGCAUAAUUUUGUGCAUGAAAAGACAGUUAAAAGUCCGUUCGUGAAUUCCCCUCUCACCACAUAUUUCCGAAGGUGCUCCUGGUCUCCAGAUGGCAACCAUAUAGCUGCUGCAAACGCCGUCAAUGGCCCAGUCAACGCUGUAGCAAUUAUAAACCGGGGUUCAUGGGAAAGUGAUAUCAACUUGAUCGGCCAUGAAGCUCCAGUUGAAGUCUGCGCCUUUGCACCCCGGCUCUACUCACCCCAGCCGAUUCAAAAACCUAUGUUGGAUAGCCACGGAAAUCCAGUCCACAAUGCGGUCACCGUUAUUGCGUGUGCUGGAGGAGAUAAAUCGCUAAGCAUAUGGAUCACCAGCAACCCACGACCCAUCGUAAUAGCGCAGGAUAUAUCAGUCAAGGCAAUAUCCGAUUUGGCAUGGAGUCCUGAUGGAAAUAAUUUGUUUGCCACCGCCCUUGAUGGAGCCAUCAUUGCUGUCCGAUUUGAGACCGCAGAACUAGGCCAUCCAAUGCCCAUUGAAGAGAACGAAAAGUCACUGUCAAAAUUUGGAACAAAUCGAAGAGGUGCGGGAAUGGUCGAGUCUACCGACGGCUUGCUUCUUGAAGAGAAAAGCAAAGCUGGAGAACUACGUGGAGUAAAGGGCAGAAUGGGUGCGCUAAUGGGGGAUGGUCAAGCUGAUACUGACGGUACGGUUAGCGGAGAUGCGGAUGCUGCCGUAGCCGUAACCUCUGUGCCGAAAAAUGCCCAAGCCGAUAAAUCAAACAAAACUGGGACUACCAAUGGAACGGAGCCCGCCCAAGCAAAGCAGGACCCAUAUGCUGUGAAGUUGGAUAGGUUGAAACAAAGGCCAACAUAUACUAAAGAUGGGAAGAAACGAAUUGCGCCACUAUUGGUUUCUGGGGCAGUGGGAUCUCAAUCUUCUCUUCCACAGACAAAGCUAGUUGCUGCGUCAAUGAACACCCAGGGGACAUCAGAGGGACCACAGUCAGUGCUUGACUUGUCCAAACCGUUCGAUGGUCUACCGAAGGGAGGGUUGACGGCGUUACUAUUUGGCAAUAGGCGAAAGUUUUCUCAACUAGAAGAUGACGAAGAAAACUCAGCCGAGAAAAGAGUAGCAACUGCAAGAGAAAAUGGCGUUAUACCUAUUCUUUCAAACACUCCGGACGGACUUGUCCCUGCAGUUCCCACUCCCAGUGGACCACAAGAAACACCCAGUUUCAUCAGACCCGCAGUGGUUAAUCCUUGCAUGGCCAUCAGUCAACUACGUCUCGCAGUUCCAAAGAUACGAAGUCAUAUCCUGCAAGGUAUAGAUAAUCUUGGGAACCCGAAGGAUGUAUCGGACAGCUCAAAGGCCAGAGUGGAUAUUGUCUUUGAAGCGCGAAAUCCAUCCCAGGCAAGUUUGACUGGGCGCACUGUUGAUAAGGAGCCGGUACGAAUCAGUCUUAAUCGCGGUGAUCAGCCAUUGUGGCAGGAUUAUCUCCCCAAGGCUGUGAUACUUGUUACUGGCAACAAGAAGCUCUGGGCAGCAGCGUCUGAAGAUGGCUCCAUAUAUAUAUGGACACCAGCUGGCAGGCGUCUCAUCAAUGCCCUGGUGCUUGAAUCACAGGCGGUUGUGCUAGAGUGUAUGGAGUCAUGGGUACUCUGCAUCACUGCUGUAGGGAUGUGCUAUGUAUGGAAUGUCGGUACUCUUUCGUCACCCCAUCCUCCCGUUUCACUCCAGCCAGUACUGGAUGCAGCACUACAUACCAUGACAGGUCAUGCAACCGCCGUUCCAUCCAUCGUCGCAUCAAGAAUCAGUUCUGAAGGUCGAAUAAUCGUUGGUUUGUCGACAGGAGACGGAUACAGCUACUCUCCAUCACUGUAUACCUGGCAACGGCUAUCCGAGCCAUGGUGGGCUGUGGCAAGUCAAUACUGGAACUCUACCGAGGCGCCGGUGGGCAACGUCCAGGUCCGUGGUCAGGCAGAAGGAGAGUCCGUUGCCCCCGUAUCUGCCGGCAUAGUGCCGUUCCUGGAACGAAACACCACCCAGGAAGUCCUUGCCCGAGGACGCGGACACUUCCUACAACGCCUCAUCAAAGUGCUUUUAUCUCGCGAAGGAUUCGAGGGCUUCGAAGCAUCUGCCUCUAUAGCUCACCUGGAGAACCGAGUUGCUGCUACCCUGUCUCUUGCUGCCAAAGAAGAAUUCCGCAUGUACCUUUCUAUGUAUGCCAAACGACUGGGUGCAGAGGGAGCUAAACUCAAGGCUGAAGAGCUAUUAGAAGAUAUCCUUGGCGGUGUCUUCGAGGACCAGGUAAUUGAGGAUGAGAAAGCGAAGCAGAACCGUCAACCAGGACAGCCAGAGCAACGGUCCUGGGUGAACGAGUCCGAAACAUUGUGUGGAUGGCCCCGCCGAACGCUCCUCAAGGACGUGAUUCUAGCAUUUGGCAAACAUCGCGAUCUGCAGCGGGUGACUGUGCCGUAUGCUCAGCUUCUGGGCAUACUCGACGAGAGUCAGGAUGACAACGAUACCAUGGAUGUUUAA
Molecule: messenger RNA, 2853 nt
Organism: Trichophyton benhamiae CBS 112371
Lineage: Eukaryota; Fungi; Ascomycota; Eurotiomycetes; Onygenales; Arthrodermataceae
Exons: 3
Coding region: 1-2853 (950 amino acids)
Biological process (GO): regulation of DNA-templated transcription; DNA-templated transcription; chromatin remodeling
Cellular component (GO): nucleus; HIR complex
Molecular function (GO): protein binding; nucleosome binding
Source: RefSeq, a predicted model, not a curated record